AUGAAUAAUAAAGUAGAUAAGAAUCAUCUUCAUUCUAAUUUCUGGUAAAGAGUCUAAGAGGAAUAACUUGGUGUUACAUUCAAAUCUUCUUGGCUAAAUAAAAUUACUGAAGAUGCUGAAAUACAAUACGUAAAGGAAUUUAAAGUACUUUCCUCAUUCUCAUCUUCUAGAUUAAAACAGCCAAAGAUAAAUUUAAGCAUAUACUUUAAGUUCCUUUGAUUGUAACUGAUAAGUAAUUUUUGAGAAGACGUAAAACCUUUUAAACCUAUACUAAAAAUGCUACACUAGAUCUCUAUUAUCUUUAAUUAAAAAAAGCCAAAGGAUUAGGAAAGAGUAUUUCAGAAAAAGCUGAUUACAAUCAAGUUAUAUAAUAAACUAAGAAUAAUCGAUUAUAAAAUGAGUAUUUGAAUACAUUUAAAAAGAAUUAAGGAAUUAUGUUUAUUAAUUUUAUAAUAUCUUUAUAGGUAUGACAAUACAUUAUGGUCAGACAGAUAUUACAAUGGCAUAAUAUAACAAUCAAGAUUAGCUAAUUUACAAAAAGUCCUAUAACGUAAUAAAUUUAAAGGAAGAGAAGAACUUCUAGCUUAAUUUGAAUAAUUCUUUGCAAGUAAAUAACUUGUACCUGGAGCAAAAAAGUCAGUGCCAGAAUUAAUCAAAGAAAUCUCAACUGCUUUUGGAGACGUCAUACCAAAAGAUACAGAAUAAGAUGAUAAACAAGUUUAUUUAUUUCUUUAAUAAAGGAAGCUCAUGUAAGAGAUAAAUCUCUAGAUUUAUAGCGAAAUGAAAUAACUAUCAAUACUCGUCCUUGUACAUAAUAAGCUGCACUUAGAACAUCUACAGAACCUAGACCAUAAACUCAUCACAAUUAUUAUUCAUAAUAUAGCAAACCAAGUUUUGAUCUAAUAGAUACCAAUACAAGAUGUUCCACAAACUAAGUUAAAUAAAGAAAAUUUAAAUAAAAUGCUGUCUAAAGAAUCAAACAUAUUCUUACUUAAACAGAUGAUGUCUAACUUGAAAAUAAGCAAGUCUUUAAGUAAUUCCUACAAUAUUGCUUUCUAGAUAAUUGCAAACUUUUCAAGAUCAAGAAGGAAAUUAAGCUACUCAUAGAUCAGAAGUUAUCAAAGCCAAAGUCUAAAGAGAAUAAUUGAUAAGUGCUUUCUCAACUAGGAAUAAUGUUGAUGUAAGGAAGAAAUUUGAGAAAAGAAAAGUAUAUGCUGAAAUUGUAUGA
Molecule: messenger RNA, 1228 nt
Organism: Paramecium pentaurelia
Lineage: Eukaryota; Ciliophora; Oligohymenophorea; Peniculida; Parameciidae
Source: the annotation of a GenBank genome assembly